This is a messenger RNA of Candidula unifasciata, 417 nucleotides long. The record is from the annotation of a GenBank genome assembly. Lineage: Eukaryota; Metazoa; Mollusca; Gastropoda; Stylommatophora; Geomitridae.
AUGUCUGUCAACAUGCAGAGCAUAAUCAAUUCAGUCAAAGGGACAGCUCUCGGAGUGGCUGAGUUCUUGACACCCGUUUUAAAGGACUCCAAAUUUAAAGAGACAGGCGUAAUAACCCCAGAAGAGUUUGUAGCAGCAGGUGAUCAUUUAGUCCAUCACUGUCCAACUUGGCAAUGGGCUUCCGGGGACCAGAGCAAGAUCAAACCUUAUCUUCCAAAAGAUAAACAAUUUCUGAUAACAAGAAAUGUUCCCUGCUACAAGAGAGUCAAGCAAAUGGACACGCACCAGGAGGAACAAGAGAAGAUAAUAGAAGAAGAAGAUGAAGAUGGAGGCUGGGUCGAUACACAUCAUUUCUCACCUGACCAGUCUGUGAGUGCACUUCAGGAAGAUAUGGGAGACAUGACUUUAGAAACCAAG